AUGAUAAUACCUAGUCCAUUUAAAAGAGCAUUGUUUUGGCCAACUCCUAAACAAAACUCAAAAGGAAGAAAGAAAGAAAAAGUGCCAUCUGUUGUAUCAUCUUUGGAAUGGCAAAGAUACCAUGAAAACAAACUGAAGAAAAAGACUGAAUUAGAGAAUGAGAAAAAAAGAAGAGCUGAGGAAAGGAAAAAAAAGAAAGAAGAGACUGAAAAGACUGACUAUGAUAGCUCAACUACUGAAGAAGAGUGGGUAGAAUCUGGAGAUAGUGUGAAUGAUAUUUCUGAUGAAGUCACUGAUGAGGAAAACGAAGAAGAAAGAAACGAGAAAGAAAGGAAUGAGGAAGAAAGAAAUAAGGAAGAAAGUAGAAUUAAGCAAGGAGCAGAACCACCAACCACAGUCACACGCUUUGAUAAAUCGAAGAAAGAGAGAGUUGCUAUUCCAUGCCCCAAAGUCAUCAAGGAGUACAAUGCCCACAUGGGAGGCGUGGACUUAUUAGCUUCAUUUAUAGGUCGUUAUCACAUCACAAUGAAGAGCCGCUAG
Manduca sexta (tobacco hornworm) is the source of this 540-nucleotide messenger RNA. Its product is annotated as vicilin-like seed storage protein At2g18540. The coding region runs from base 1 to 540 and encodes 179 amino acids. The record is from RefSeq and is a predicted model, not a curated record. The transcript has 3 exons. Lineage: Eukaryota; Metazoa; Arthropoda; Insecta; Lepidoptera; Sphingidae.